UUAUGCUUACCCCGAAAAUUUUUGAAGUUGGACCAUAUAUAAUCAGGAAAACUGGCCAACAACAGAUAUUAUUUAAUCCGGCAUGGUCUCUUAAACAAGUCAAAUUGCUGAUGCAAAACAAUGUCUCAGAAAUACAACCAGCUUGUUCACCCUUUUUGCAAACUUCUUUUCAGGGUUGGACAACCUGGCUGCGACAGUGGAACCCUCCUAAAAACCGGGUGCAAAGAGACAUAACUGGUGUCGUGGGAACGGGACUGGGAAUCCUAAAUAGUAUUGAUUCAGAAGUAUUAAUGAAUAAAUUGUCCUCCACGACUAAAGAUUUAACCAAAAUACAGCAGCCACUGCAAUCGUCCUUAUCGGCCUUGGGAACACAUCAGUGGUUGCUAUCAAACAUUCUACCAAAUUGGGAAAAGAUAAAUGUAAAUGAUAGCAAAUUGAUAAUUGAUGCACUUAAUGCCACACAAAGCAACGUUUCCUUAGCUCUUAGCUGUAUCCAGGCCCAAUUAUGGAUGCAGUCAGUUGCUGCCUCAAUUAUAAGAGAAGGUGAAGAAGGCACUUUUCCUACUGAAAUUAGGAAAAUAGUCUGGGACAGUGCCACUGACUUUGAAAGAGAUUUCCAAUCCUGGUGGAAUUUGGUGAAUUUUACCUAUGACCCUAACACAAACACAGCCACAGCAUUUGUGUUGACCAUAAGAAAUGCCUCGGUGCAUUUGAUAUUCCCUAUCAUUGCACUAGGAUUAAAUCAUGACGGAGCCAUUUUCUAUCCCUCUGAACAUAGAGAAUGGGCCCGUCAAAUUAAUGACAAAUGGCAAACUGUCAAUUUAGAGUCCUGUACUAUCCGAGAACAACUAGGGUUUAUCUGUGAAGGUAAUGCAAUUAUAGCUCAAGAUAUCUGUUUAGACACAGAACAAAAUAUCUGUCAUUUCGACAUCCAUCCUAACGAGACUUCUGAAACAGUCCUUGUAUAUACAGGCAAUGGGUGUGCCUGCUUCAGAACCGCUUGUGAUACUGUAUUUAUAGAAAGUACAGUAGUAGAUACUAAAAAUCAUUCAAAUUUCUGUGCUUGAAACUUUACUAAAAUUGCAGGAUGUGAUUUUUCUUUUGUAGCUCCAGUUACUUCACAUGAACUUUUAGAAUCCAAUCUCACGUUGAUUCACAAGCUACUGCCUACUCCCAUUGGGAUGAACCUUACUCUGUAAUCUUGCUUAUUGUAAAUUGGAGAAUGAUGAAACGAUUAACAAAAUUAACAUCUAUAAUUAAUGCACACCACUUGGCCGACAUCCUUUACACUAUAGAUGUUCCCAGAACUGUAGACACAAGAAGAUUAUAAGGUUAGAAGAUAUGUUUUAUAUAAUUUUCUUUUAUGAUUUGUUUUAAUAAUUGUUUUAAUUAUUUUUUGUUUAUUGAUUAUAAAAUUGUACUGAGUAAUAUAGAUUAUUG
This is a messenger RNA of Vidua macroura (Pin-tailed whydah), 1440 nucleotides long. RefSeq lists its product as uncharacterized. The record is from RefSeq and is a predicted model, not a curated record. Lineage: Eukaryota; Metazoa; Chordata; Aves; Passeriformes; Viduidae. The transcript is spliced from 2 exons. Bases 3 to 1067 code for a protein of 354 amino acids.